This is a messenger RNA of Rhizoctonia solani, 1473 nucleotides long. RefSeq names its product F-box-like protein. Bases 1 to 1473 code for a protein of 490 amino acids. Gene Ontology annotation, molecular function: protein binding. The record is from RefSeq and is a predicted model, not a curated record. NCBI's taxonomy places the organism in Eukaryota, Fungi, Basidiomycota, Agaricomycetes, Cantharellales, Ceratobasidiaceae. The transcript is spliced from 2 exons.
AUGUCUGAUUCUAUUGCUCAUGAUGCGCUAGGAGAGAUUAAUAAAGACAGUAUUGAGCUCAGAAAGCAUAGGAACAGUCUACAGGCCGUCAGCCGACUUCCUGAAGACUUGUUGAUUGAAGUAUUUACGAUCAUUAAUUCUCCAAUGCAUGCGGGUUCGGUAGAGUUUCCGCCCAUCCAUUUCGUGCAUAUGGUUUCGCAAGUUUGUAGUCAAUGGCGGCGCACAUGUCUCAACAACCCUUUGUUGUGGGCUCACAUCUAUAUCAAGGCCUUUCCACUUUCUUCAUUCGCCGACCUGUGUAUAACCCGCGCCAAGAAUGCGCCCAUCACUCUCAAUGUCACUUCUUCUAGGCAAAAGCUUACCGUCGUCAUCUGGAAGCGCUUAUUGAAAUCUUUGGAAAACAGAGGUAUCGGCACCCAUCGCUGGAAGGCACUUGUCAUUCGUGUGAGCGAUUUUGAAGUCUUUCCACAUUUAAUUGAACACUUGGCCUCGUACCCAACUCCCAAUCUGGAAUCUAUUUUCUGCGCAACGCAAACACACAGGUACUUUGCGGAAUCACAUCCCAAUCGUCGGCCAAGCUCUGUCCCUUUCCUCACCGACCAGCCCACACUAUCAAACUUGUCCCUCCCUGGGUUGAGUUCUGUUGUGCUCAAAAGGGUGCAUCUAGCCCAUUUGUUUGAACGCAACCCUCCCAUAUCGUUCACUCGGCUUACGCGAUUACAUCUCGUGGAAGCCGGGCUAGGCCAUUACGCGCCAGACGCAUUUGCUCUCCUGCUCUCAUCGCACCCCAGUUUAGAAGAGGUAUCGUUGAACGAGCAUACAUACUUUCAAGAUGACGAUUCAAAGUCAUGGUCCACCAUCACACCUGUGACUUUUUCCUUCCUUCGCAGGUUGAAAUUGAUGGUCACGGACCUUUACAGCUCUAGUGGUGGCAUGGGGCUUAGAUGGAUGAACCGGUUUCUCCAGUCGAUCGAUGCACCUGGAUUAAAUCAAUUGAUCCUUAUAGCACCUUCCGUAGUCCCCAACACCGCCAACGAAGAACUUGUUGACGUUAUAUCUACUGGUUACAAAUUCAAUCGAGCGAAUACGAACGAGUCGAACCCAUCAUCCAAGUUGCUAUACCCUGCGCUGCGUUACCUUGGUGCUAUAUUUCCUCUCCCAAAGGAUAGCCGGCUGUACAUGGCGGAAUCCAUGCUUACCGCGCUACCAUCGUUGACACAUUUAAGAAUACUUAGUGAAGAUAUUGCAGUUUUAGACAGGGCACCGCGAUGUUCGUCCAGUUUGACCCAUUUGUUUAUUCAAAAUUCGGUAUUUCCCAAAGAACUUGGGAACAUCUUGCAUCGUCGACAGGAAGCAGGACUUCCUAUUCGUACAUUGGGUAUUCUGGGAGGCAAGGAUGUAAUCGGAUUGCCUACCGCGGUUGAAUUGAAACGCUAUGAUGGUAGCCAAGCCGGCGAUUUUCUUGAUUUGUAG